Messenger RNA from Acanthisitta chloris (rifleman), 2613 nucleotides. RefSeq names its product ubiquitin specific peptidase 28 (gene USP28). Gene Ontology annotation, cellular component: nucleus; cytosol. Gene Ontology annotation, molecular function: protein binding; cysteine-type endopeptidase activity; cysteine-type deubiquitinase activity. The transcript is spliced from 20 exons. The coding region runs from base 1 to 2613 and encodes 870 amino acids. Lineage: Eukaryota; Metazoa; Chordata; Aves; Passeriformes; Acanthisittidae. The record is from RefSeq and is a predicted model, not a curated record. Gene Ontology annotation, biological process: protein deubiquitination; regulation of protein stability; DNA damage checkpoint signaling.
AUGCUCUUAGACCAGCUGAAAGAGAUCACAGAAAUUCAGGAUUCGGCAUUCUUGCUCGCUGCUCUGAAGGCUGCUAAUGGAGACCUGAUGGAAGCAGUCACCUUCCUGACGGAGGAGCUGGCGCAGGAGCCGGCGCGGGACCUGGCUGCUGCAGAGCCCUCCGUGUGGGAGGGGAGCGCGGUGGGCAAACACCUCCCACAGAGUGUCCCUGCUGCACCUGCCCCUCACAACCAAGACAACCUCUGCGCAGCCAGCGCCGUCAGACCGAGGGAGUCGCCGAAGGCUCCGGCGGCGGAAAGGGAUGCGGCAGAAAGACCACAGGGACACCCUCCCGCCGAGAACAAAACCCGCUCCAAACGGAAACGCUGCGAGGUCUGGGGAGACGGCUCCCAGCGGAAUGACUGGAGAAAAGGGAGGGACUGGCCUGUUGGAAUGAAAAAUAUUGGAAAUACCUGUUGGUUUAGCGCUGUUAUACAGUCUCUGUUUCACUUGCCAGAAUUCCGGAGGCUGGUCCUUGGGUACUCUCUCCCACAGAAUGUGCUUGAAAGUUGUCGUAGUCGCACUGAAAAAAGAAAUAUUGCAUUCAUGCAAGAACUUCAAUGUCUAUUCGCGCUGAUGUUGGGGACAUGGCGUAAUUUCGUAGACCCUUCUGCAGCACUGGAACUCUUGAAUGAUGUGUUCAGAUCUGCUGAAGAACCACAGCAAGAUGUGAGUGAAUUUACGCACAAACUACUGGACUGGCUGGAGGAUGUGUUCCAGCUCGCUGUGAAUGUCACGAGCCCUGGGGACAAAGCCGAAAACCCAAUGGUACAGCUCUUCUACGGGACCUUCCUGACGGAGGGUGUCCAUGAGGGCAAGACCUUUUCCAAGAUUGAGACCUUUGGUCAGUAUCCCCUUCAGGUCAACGGUUAUCGGAACUUGAAUGAGUGCUUGGAAGGAGCCAUGGUGGAGGGAGAGAUGGACAAGGCAACAGCAUCUCAGUCAGUGGAGUAUGGACAGGAGCGUUGGUUUACAAAACUCCCACCAGUUCUGACCUUCGAACUCUCCCGAUUUGAGUUCAAUCAGUCGCUAGGACAGCCAGAGAAAAUUCACACCAAGCUGGAGUUCCCCCAGACUAUUUAUAUGGACAGGUACCUCUACUGCAGUAAAGAGCUUAUUCAGAUGAAGAGAGAAGAAGUGAAGAGAUUGAAGGAGAAAGUAGUGACUCUGCAGCAGAAACUGGCAAGGUACAUGGAAUAUGGCUCUGGCUCUGCCCGCUUUCCACUGCCUGACAUGCUGCAGUACGUGCUGGAGUUCAUCUCUGCGAAGCCAGCUGUGGCUGUUUCCUCUGCUCAGGGCUCUCGGACAAUGCACUCCCAAGCCAAGCCUCACAUUCUGGAUGUGCGUUCACAGCCAAAUGGCAUGCUGGGAAGGAUGGACGUUAGUACUGAAGAUGAAGCUGUCUUUUUGGCAAAUUCUUCGCUGCAGCAAAACUCCAGUAUGGAGCUCCAGCCUUCUGUCUCACCAGCAGAACUGUCUGAAGGUCCAGCUCCUCACAUGGUCUCCGAGGAAGAGCUGAACCUGGUUCAGACGUGUCUGCAGCGAUGGAGAAAAGAGAUCGAACAAGACAUGCAAGAUCUGAAGGAGUCUAUUGCCAGAACCAACCUGUCCAUUGAACAAAUAUACUGUGACCCUCUCCUCCAACAGGUUCCCUAUCGUCUGCAUGCAGUCCUGGUCCAUGAAGGGCAGGCAAACGCAGGGCACUACUGGGCCUUCAUAUACAACCAGCCUCGGAAGAGGUGGCUCAAGUACAACGACAUCUCGGUGACAGAGUCAUCGUGGGAAGAGCUGGAGCGAGAGUCGUUUGGAGGCUCGAGGAACGCCAGUGCCUACUGCCUGAUAUACAUCAGUGACCAGGUGUCCCCUGCUGGUGCAGAGGAGGAUGAGGGCCCAGAGGCUGGACAGUUCCAGAAAGAAGUAGAAGCGUUGUCCCCAGAACUGAGACUCUACAUCCAGGAGGACAACUGGUGCUUGGAGCUGGAGGCAGAGGAGUGGGACGAGGAGCAAUCUUGCAAGAUUCCUCAGAUGGACCCUUCACCUGCUUCUGUAUCACAGGACAUCUCUUCUGAGUCAGGUUCAGAUCAGCUGUCGGUCUGCAAGCAGAGCGCGUGCUCCCUGUCCUCGGAGCACGCCAGGAUUGCCAAGGAGCAGACUGCCAAGGCCAUCGCCAACAGCGCCGACGCCUACGAGAGGAAGGGCGUCGAGGCAGCUCUGUGCGAGCCCAAGGAGGUAGAGCCACUGAAGGCCCAGCUGGGAGAAACAGCCCUCACUGUUCAGGCAGAGCAGCCCCAGGACGCUCAGGAAGCAGAGGCUGCUGCCCAAACUAGCUCACAGGUCUCUGAAGUGGAAAUCCCCAGUGUGGGGAAGAUUCCCGUUAGAUCUGAUGCAGACGGAUAUAAUGAGGAGGUGAUGCUGAGUCCAGCCAUGCAAGGCGUCAUCCUGGCCAUUGCCAAAGCCCGCCAGACCUUUGAUCGCGAUGGGUCUGAAGCAGGGCUCGUGAAGCUUACUGUGAUCUCUGUUGUCAGAUGUGUCCUCAAGGAAUGUCUGCCUGAACAGAGGGGUUUGAAAGCAUAA